CGGAUAUAAUUAAUUAGGGUUCGUCAUGCACAUAAAGGAUAUUGGAAAACCAAUUAUAACGAUAGGUUUAAGAAUACAGUAGACUUCGCUUUUUAGAUAUAUUAUUUUACAAGUUCUAGGUAGGCGGUAACCAGUCGAGUUGUAGUAUACUUCAUUACGUCAACUUCACUUGGUCAAACACAUCACAUUUUGGAAGUGUUCGAAUGGAGUUUUUGAUGAUUUGGUGUCUUCUCGUGCUCAUAGACACGGCCGUGGUCAAUGGAAGCGAGGGUUCCACUUUGAAUCCAUCGUACGAAACAACUACAGAACACCUAAGUGGAAUUAUCGAAGAGGCUACAUUUUCCACGGAUUCUGUAACCUUUGCUUCUAUUACAGACAGAUCAUUUACAACGGAUCCAGUACAAAAUACUGAUAAUGAUGAACACUCUGAAGAGACCACAUUUUCCACGGAUUCUGUAACUUUUGGCCCCAGCACAGACCGAUCGUUUACAACAGGUUCAGUAGAAAAACCAACCAAUGCUGAACCAGACGGUGAUCCGGAAUUUGUUUCAAUGGGGUCCUUAAAUUUGGCAAGUGUGGACGUAGAUUACAAUUGCAGUAAUUAUGGCUCAAAUUAUCGAGCGCUGUUCUUGUAUAACAUUACCGAAGAUUUAGUCCAUGUACACAAAUUCUUGAACAGGAGUUACUAUGGUGUCGAGUUUUGGACAGAUUUAGUCAUAAUUAGCAGUACGGCAAUGAUUAGCAACGUCACCGGGAACCUGUUUCCCAAAGAGUCCUUGAUAUCGGAGAAUGGCCAUGGGAACUGUGUCACGAUGAAAGGCGAGUCCGGUCGGAUAUUCCAGAAGGCCAAGGGAUGCGAUUCUCGUUAUUAUGUCAUGUGCCGAAUGUAUACACCGAACACCGGUGGCGGGGACUCAUCCAGUCCAGACUGUACUUGUAACUGUAAAAAUGGCGUUUCUUACCCCACCCUGACAGAGGAUGAAGUGGAAAUUGUAGUGAGCGAAAUCCGGAAAAACCUCACCGUCUUCAAAGCGAACCUGUCGUCUAGCAUUAGGAAGAGGAUAAGCGCCAGUGAUCCCCGAUUGUCCAGCAGAGUUAUCGGAAUGACCUUGGGAGUAAGCAUUCUGAGUUUUGUGGCCAGUUUAUUGGUCAUUCCCGAUAUCGUGGCGGGUUUUAGAUGUCUGAUGUCAAGGUUGUAAUAUGUGAUCGGAUAUAGCUCAACUAUACUUCCAAAAAAAAUUUCUUCCCUACCAAAAAUUUUGACCUCCAAAUCAUGA
Messenger RNA from Magallana angulata, 1277 nucleotides. RefSeq lists its product as uncharacterized. The transcript has 4 exons. Bases 204 to 1199 code for a protein of 331 amino acids. NCBI's taxonomy places the organism in Eukaryota, Metazoa, Mollusca, Bivalvia, Ostreida, Ostreidae. The record is from RefSeq and is a predicted model, not a curated record.